AUGUCGCCCAGUCUCCCCAAGUCCUACAAGGCUGCUGUCAUCGAAGAGGCCAAUGCCAAGUUGAACAUCAAGGAAGUCCCGCUCAAGCAGCCCGAGCACGGCCAGAUCUUGGUCAAGGUCAAGGCCUGCGGUGUUUGUCACUCUGACGAGGCCGUGCGCUCCGGCGCUUUCGGACAGCCCCCUAUCGUACCAGGUCACGAGGUCAUUGGCAGUGUAGUUGCCCUCGGCGAUGGCGAGAAGAAGUGGAAAGUUGGUGACCUUGUUGGCGGACCGUGGCAUGGUGGUCACGAUGGCCUCUGCAGGCAGUGCAACCGCGGUCUCUUCCAGAUGUGCGACAACGAGGCAAUCAACGGAGUCACUCGCGACGGCGGCUAUGCCGAGUACGUUCUCCUUCGCACUGAAGCUGCCGUCAGGAUCCCUGCAGACAUGGACGUUGUCCAAGCUGCACCCCUACUCUGUGCCGGUGUCACCGUCUUCAACGCCAUGAGAAACAUGAAGGUCACCGCUGGAGGUGUUGUCGCCAUCCAGGGCCUCGGGGGGUUGGGACAUUUGGCCGUUCAGUACUCCAGGAAAAUGGGCUACCGCACCGUCGCUCUUUCUCGCGACGCAAGCAAGAAGGACUUCGCCAUGAAGCUCGGCGCUACCGACUACGUCGACGGCAGCAAGGAAAACACGGCCGAAGCUCUGCAGAAGCUGGGCGGCGCUGACUUGAUUGUCGUGACUGCCCCCAACCCCAGCAUCAUGGGCGACCUGGUCAAAGGCUGCGCUGCAGGCGGUACCGUCGUCAUACUUGCCCCCGUCGGCGAAGUCACUGUCGACACCAUCCCUAUGAUCCUGAAGGGAAUCAGCGUCCGUGGCUGGCCUUCUGGACACGCCCUCGACGCUGAAGAAGCCAUUGCCUUUGCGCAGACGCAUGGCGUGGAGUGCAUGGUCGAAAAGUUCCCUCUCAGCGAGGCCAACGAGGCAAUGGAGCACAUGUUGAGCGGGAAGGUUAGGUUCAGGGCUGUGCUCACUAUGGAGUAG
Messenger RNA from Diplodia corticola, 1023 nucleotides. RefSeq names its product alcohol dehydrogenase. Gene Ontology annotation, molecular function: oxidoreductase activity. Bases 1 to 1023 code for a protein of 340 amino acids. The record is from RefSeq and is a predicted model, not a curated record. The transcript has 4 exons. NCBI's taxonomy places the organism in Eukaryota, Fungi, Ascomycota, Dothideomycetes, Botryosphaeriales, Botryosphaeriaceae.